This is a messenger RNA of Fragaria vesca subsp. vesca, 585 nucleotides long. RefSeq lists its product as uncharacterized. The transcript has a single exon. Gene Ontology annotation, molecular function: proton-transporting ATP synthase activity, rotational mechanism. NCBI's taxonomy places the organism in Eukaryota, Viridiplantae, Streptophyta, Magnoliopsida, Rosales, Rosaceae. Gene Ontology annotation, cellular component: chloroplast thylakoid membrane. Gene Ontology annotation, biological process: proton motive force-driven ATP synthesis; photosynthetic electron transport in photosystem I; photosynthetic electron transport in photosystem II. Bases 1 to 585 code for a protein of 194 amino acids. The record is from RefSeq and is a predicted model, not a curated record.
AUGGAAACAUUCUCAAGCUCUGUCUCAACUCUCAAAGUCCCAAGCACCCUUCUUUUGACUCCAUCUCGUGAAGUCCUCCACCAUUUCAAGACCUCUCACAACACCCACAAACUUCCUCCUCAAACCCACCUCCACAAAGCCACCACCAACUCCAAAACCACCUCUUUCACCCAAAAGCCUCGAACUUUAUCCACACCCUCAUUCUCAAUCCCCACCAAGACCCUUCUCUCAUCUCCAAGUCUCCACAAGAACCCAGCUUCUGGGUAUGCAGCUGCUCUUUUGGACAUUGCUCAGUGCAACAGGACCCUUGAUUUGGUCCACAGGGAUGUCAAGAGGUUCUUGCAGUUGCUCCACAACAAGCAGGUUCAAGCUGUUUUGGAAAGCCCAUUUGUGGGGUUGGAGGAGAAGGGCCAAGUGAUGAAGCUGGUGGCCCAGAAAGGGAAGUUCAACAAGGUCUUGGUGAAUUUGGUGAAGAUGUUGGUUGGGAAAAGCAAAGUUAGGAUUGUGAAGGAAGUGUUGGAGGAGUUUGGGAGGAUAUAUAGUGAGCUCUCUGGGGCUAAUCAAGGAUUGCUAAGAGGGAUGUGA